Molecule: messenger RNA, 1122 nt
Organism: Talaromyces marneffei
Lineage: Eukaryota; Fungi; Ascomycota; Eurotiomycetes; Eurotiales; Trichocomaceae
Exons: 1
Coding region: 1-1122 (373 amino acids)
Source: RefSeq, a predicted model, not a curated record
AUGUCAUAUUCAGCGGUAGAUCGACGCCGCAUUUAUCUUGCUUGCAGACCUAUUUUUGCGGGAAAUAACGCACUGCUGCGAAAACCCAAAAAAAUUCGCGAGUUCCUGUUGAUGCACCUGAAAUCAAUCCAACCAUUAGUCCAAGAUUUUCCAAUCGAGACGGUCGCCGAUAUAGUCAAAGUCUUGCUUGAACGGCGUAUAUUUCAGUCGGAUGUCAAAGCUAAGCUCGAGUUUCCAGAGCUGUUCCACUCGUCUCCUGCAAGAGAUGCUCAACGAGCUACAUCAGAGAACGAUGCCGCAAGAUCAGUUGCCGAGGCGCUAGAGGAAGUGGCUUCGCGAGAGGAUAACAGUAAAUCGGAUGAUGAAGAACAGGAAGCGCUAGAAGAUGCAAUUCAGAAUUCCAAUAAUUUUCGGCUUGUGUUUGAUGAAGAUUCGACACCGAAAGAGCAGCCAUUGCAUAAUAUUUCCUUAUAUCCAACAUUUUUUCCAUAUCGUGCCCAACAUGCCAUCCUUUCGAAGGUACAGUCCGUUUUGGAAGAUUGCUGCUUUGAGUUUGUGCGUAAAUGGCAACCGUCAAUCUUGGAAGAUCGUGCGUGGGACUGUGCUGCGGCCGUGGAGUUGACAAAGUGGACAAGGAUGCUUGCUAAGAAGGCAGAGAAGUUUCCCGGGCAUGCGUUUAAAAUCGGUAAUGCAUCACUGAACGAAAUUCUCUUUGCCACCCACAAGCUACGUCACACUGCUGUGCAUCGACUUCCUACCACCUGUCUUGGAGUUGAAGCCCUUGUGAAAUCUGCGGUCAUCCUGGCUGAGACGCUCCAAGAUCCGCUGCGAACUGCCAAGCUCGAAGACUUACGACUCGAGGUCGACAGCAAGAUCAAAUCGAUGGAGCUCAAUAAAAACUUUCUAGAGAGUACACUGAGCCAAGAACUGCAGAAGAUACAACGACAACGAGAUGAUCUUGAUUUGCAGGAGAAAGAAUUGAGGGAGAGGAUCACCCGUGAUGACUGCGAGAACAAAAUCUUCAUUGGAGAUUUGCUGGAGGAUUGUGUAAUUAAACUUUUUGACGUUGAACCUAUCAGUCCAGGUGAUGCGGAUCAAAUAUCGGACGGCGAGGAGGAUUAA